CUGCUUUGCUUUCUGAACCAGAACCUUCUACCUGAAGGAGAGACCAGACCACGCUCGCAAGCCGCGUCCUAACUAAGCUUAGCAGUACUUCCUUCGCGCCCAGCGCUCACGUUCUGAGUGUAGAUCAGAUAAUAAGCGAAAAGUGUGGUGGCUCCACAAUUGCAGAAGCCGUUGUUUUCCCGCCUUUUCAGGUUUGCACUCCCAGAGCGGCUGAACUGUUAAAAAGAAAGCGGAACAUAAGUUUCCUGUUUAUCGCGUCUUAGCUCAGCAGUUUGGAGGCUUGGCUGUCUGAGAAGUCGAACUCCUCGGGCUCGCUGUAGAGACCUUCCCAAUACCAAACACUUUAUCCAGUGAGUCUCCCAAGGCUCCGCUCCCACGAGGUUUCCGUAGCUAAUGUAUCGUGCGUUUCUAGGAGGAGCUUUCUUUUUAAAGCAGACAGACAGCAAAGCAGGAGGAAAAGCAACUGGACGUCUGUGAGACCUUGAAAUACAGAGAGCAGUUUCCUCCAGCUGUGGGAGAUGUACCCCCGAAGAAGAUAUGAGCCUUGGCAUUCUUGGACUGGUAUGCCAUAUGAAAACAAUGGGCCAGAUAGGCCACAUCCAGGUGGGGGCCAGUUUCAUCCUCAGGAACAGUGGGAGCAUCAACAGUGGCAAUAUCGUGGCAACUUUAACAAUGGCGGCAACUUUUCUGGAAGAUUUAACAGAGGUGGCAACUAUAAUGAUGGCAACUUUUGGAAACGAGGCACCUACAAGAGACGCGCUCGAGGAAAUGUUCAUGAGUACCGUGGCCAUUUUAAAAAACGAUGUGAAAGAAAGUUCUACAAAGGUGAUUUUUGCAGCUCAUCACGGUCCUCCAAUUUAACUGAUGUGACGCCAAGCAAAAAAGAAAAUGAUUCUGAAACGGUGGAAGCAAAGUCAGUAGCACCCAAGUCUGAACAAGGCCAGAAGGAUUCUGCAGCUUCCGUGAAGCAAUCUGGUCCACCUCAGGUACAACUGAAAGACAGACAGGCUACUGAAGAUCCUCUUACCCACACUGCCUCUCUUCUCUCUGCUGAAGCAUCUAUAGAAGAACAAGCACCAUCCGAAACCACGGAAGAUUUUCAUCCCAUAAAGGAGGAGUCUGUGGAGGUCCAGCUGAAAGAGAGUCAAGCUGUAGAAAUCCCUUCCAGCCAGACUGCCUCACUUCCAUCUGCUGAAGCACCUCCAGAAGAGCAAGCACCAUCUGAAACCACAGAAAGCUUCCAUCCCUUGAAAAAGGAAGAGUCUGUGCCGCUGGAAGACAGCCAGCCUACAGACCACUCCAGCCAGGUUAAUUCACAUCUGCCUGUAGAAAUACCAUUCCUCUCUGACAGCAAGGAAGAUACUGAACUGACCCAAAUGGCACACAGCCACCAAGAUGCAGUCAGCAAUCAAGUCUGUGUUGCUUUGACUACUGACUCAUCCAGCUUUCUAGCUAGUCCCGGUGAUGUACAUUUUGUCCCUGUGCUGGUGAGAGAAAAAGAAAUUGAGCUGACUGAUCCCUGGGAAGAUUUGUCUUCUCUUCAUGACAAACACCUCCAACGAUGGGCACCUGAAGAUUAUCAGGAGCCACCCCAGUGUGCGGAUAUUGCUGGCAAAUGUGACACAGUCUCGGAUUGUGACAGAGACUCAGUGUCCUCUUAUACUUCAACUCAUACUCAUGUGUUUUGUGAUCGAAAAUCUGAUUCUGGAAGAGUGUUGGAAUCCCUUUGUUGCUCACCAAAAAGUCAUCACAGAAGUGAUUCAAGCCAUUCUAGCACCAAUUGGCCCCUAAGGGCAUUGCGUUGUUGUAGUCCGCAAUCCCCACCGAGACGACAGUGGAGUCUGCAGUCCCCACCGAGACGAGAGCGCCACCACUCCAGGGACUCUCAGGCUUCACCUGGGGGGAGAGAGGACCAUUUCCGGACAGGUUCCUACAGUCACUCACAUUAUAAAUAUUGCAGGAAUCCAAUCCAAGAGAGGCAGCAGGAAAGAAAUGUCCCUCCCUUGUAUUUUGCUCAUAAAACACAUUGCCACCAUUAUUCCAAAGAAAGGAGCAAAUCCUACAGAGUGUCCCAUUCCUUCUCUCCAGAGAGCCCCGACCUGAAAAUGAAAACUAAUCUGCAGAAGAUAAAGAAGAAAAUAUUAACCCACCAUGACGAAACUGAAAAGAAAAAGAAAAAAUUAAUGCGCUCUGAGGAAACCAAAAGGAAAAAGAGAGCAACUUCAGAGAAAGAUACAAAGUCUCCGAAGAUCAAGAAGAAAGUCAGAAAGGCUCAAACUCCUGUCAGUCAUGACACUUUGUCUUCAGCUGCUGAAGCAGCCAUUCCACAAGACAUUGCCGGCAAUUUACAGUCUGUGAGAACAAGAGAGUCUGAGCCGCUCCAGAUGCGUGGCAGCAAUGAAGACCCAGACUCUCGUUGCCAACCCUGCAGAGGAAGGGAAACUGGUGUUGCAGGCCAGUCAAUGACUCCCUGUGUCCGUUCUGCAACUGUGCUGGCAAGAAAGGAACAGAUUGAGCAGGACUAUCAGCAGGUGAUCCUCAUCUUUGCAAUGGUGGCCACCAUGCUGUUGGAGACACAGCCUUGCAUGGAGGAGGCAAUGGAAGCAGCAUUAAAGACCAACCUGAGGAGGGUUGGAAACUACUAUGUGCGCUCGCUGAAGGAUUUCAUUGACAGCUUUGAUUUGGCCAGAGCCAGCUGAAGAGACUUGAGAUCUGGCCAGUGUGGCUAAGGACUUCUUGUAGGAUAGAAUCAAUGGGGUGGGAAACUGCAUGAUUGGAGAGGCCUUCUUUUGGUGGCAGAGAUGAAGUCCCAACUGAUGUGAUUUUGACUGCGGCUGCUACAGAAUAGAGAAGACAAUGGUUGGGGCUUAGACAUAUUACCGCUGAAGAAAGGGAUGAGAAAAGGGUGUGGGGCUGGGUCCCUUCUGGUACACAGUUCUUGUGGCAGGGGGUUAUUUUGAGAAGUGUUGACCUUCAGUUGUUCUGAAGGGGCCAGUAAUUCAGUGGGGGAGUAAGUUGGUUUUGGCAUGCUACCUUGGUGGAAUUUUCUGAUUGCAAAGAUUUGCUCUUUGGUCUGGCAUCAAGGCUUAUAGUAACAUGGCUAAUUCUGUGUCUGUGAGCUCUGUAUUGAAUUCUGACUCUCCUGCUGUAACACACAGGGAAAUGGAGGAUGACCCUUGCCCAAUUGAAGCUUCAGAAGCCCCCCCUCCCCCUUAAAUGCCUUAAUGAAAGUCUUAACAUUUGUUACCCUCUUACAGUUGUUUUUUAAAUAAAACCAUUGAUAGAAACACA
This is a messenger RNA of Hemicordylus capensis (graceful crag lizard), 3291 nucleotides long. RefSeq lists its product as uncharacterized. NCBI's taxonomy places the organism in Eukaryota, Metazoa, Chordata, Lepidosauria, Squamata, Cordylidae. The transcript has 18 exons. The record is from RefSeq and is a predicted model, not a curated record. Bases 519 to 2699 code for a protein of 726 amino acids.